This is a messenger RNA of Podospora anserina S mat+, 840 nucleotides long. RefSeq lists its product as uncharacterized. Bases 1 to 840 code for a protein of 279 amino acids. Gene Ontology annotation, molecular function: S-adenosylmethionine-dependent methyltransferase activity. Lineage: Eukaryota; Fungi; Ascomycota; Sordariomycetes; Sordariales; Podosporaceae. The transcript is spliced from 4 exons. The record is from RefSeq and is a predicted model, not a curated record.
AUGUCCACCACUGCUAUCUCGUUCCGGCUCCCCAAAGCUGCGAGCCAAGGCUUCCAGAACGCUUCUGCUUACGACACCCACCGGCCCUCAUACCCUCAAGAAGCCGUCACUUCGUUACUUUCCGCGCUGGGACUGCUGGGCAAGCAAAAUACCAAGAUCCUCGAGAUUGCCGCUGGCACGGGGAAGUUCACCGAGCUGCUUGCCAACCGAGAGGAGGGAUUCAACGUGAUAGCCGUUGAGCCCCACGGGGACAUGAGGGGUCAGCUCGCUGGGAAGGGGCUAAAGGGUGUCGAUGUGAGGGAUGGUCAUGCGGGAAGGUUGGCGGUGGAGGAUGGGGAGUGGGCGGAUGGGUAUAUUGCUGCGCAGAGCUUUCAUUGGUUCGCAAAUAAGGAGACGUUGAAGGAAGCUCAUCGAGUCUUAAAAAAGGGGCGAGGGUUAGGUGCGAUUUGGAAUAUUGAAGAUUACAACAAACCCCGUGAGUGGAAGGCAACGACUACGUGGGAGGAGAAACUGAACUCAUGGAUUUAUUCCAUAUCAUCCGACGGCCAGCCUCGUUUCCGCGAUGGCCAAUGGAGAGGUGCCUUGGAGGACCAACAACUAUUCGCGCUUCCACUUAGUGAGGAAACCGUGAAAUGGACAGUGUGGCUGUCGGAGGGUGCGCUUUGGUCUCGUAUCAACACUCUCAGCCAGGUGGCGAUACUGGAAGGGUCAGACAGAGAGGCGGCUGUCAGGGUGUUCAAGGAGGCGCUUCAGUCACCAGAUGUUGAGAGGAACGAGAAGGGAGAGAUUGCUCUUCAUGGCGUUACCUACUUUGUGUGGACCAAGAAGCUCGACUCUUGA